UUAUUUUUAAAGUGUAAAUUUGUUUUUACUUUUCAAAGCUAAUUUGGAUUUUGUGGGGAAAAGUUCUGGAAAUUUAUAAAUACUUUUCAAAAAUAUAGAGACAUUUUAGCUGCUCGCAUAGUUAGAAGUUUAUUUUUCAAACAUCUUUUAUUCUGGAAUAAGUUUUAUGGCUCGGUUAAUAUCAACUUUUCUAUUGAACUAAUGAACUAAUUCAGUAUAUUAGUAGAACUUGAUCAGAAACUUUGUUAAAAAAUGAAAGAUAAAAGGGAAAAUCGCAGUAUUCGGAAAAGAUGCUGGUGUAUGACAACGUGGAAUAAACUGUGUUUUAAACUAGAAAAUGUUUUGAACCUUUUUUUUGAAAAACUUGGUUAUAUUGUAUACAAUAAUAAAAACAAGUUCAUUGCCGUUAGCCUUGUUUUAUCAUUAGCAUUAACUACCGGAUUUUUCAACUUUAAAACUGUUCACAGAGUAGAAGAGUUAUAUAUUCCACAAAAAAGUCAAUCUUUAAUUGACUUAAAUAGAGCAAAUAGUCAUUUUAAAUUAAAAGUUGCGACUGAAGAGUUUAUUAUAAAAAAUAAAAUACAAGAGUGGGCUUUUACAAAGGAAAUUUUUGAAGCUGUUUUAGAAGUUCAUGAAGGCGUUAUGUCAAUAGGAGGUUUAGAAAAGAUAUGCAUAAAAAAUUACAAUGGAGUAUGUUUUUCCCAUAAUCCAUUAGAGAUUUUUCAGUUUAAUAAAUCUUUGCUUUUAAAUAUAAAUGAGACCUUAGAUGCUGUUUACAAAAGCAAGAAUUUUUUACUUAGUAAUGGUGCUUUAGCAAGUUCUUCAUUUUCAGACUUUUUUGCAUAUUUUUUUUUUAACCAGACAAUUCGCAAAAUUACAAGAGCGGAAGCUGUUAGAGUAGUGUACUUUGUUAGAUACCCUGAAAGCAGUAAUGAUUAUAUUGAGAAUUCUGCUUGGGAAACAGAAUAUGGAAAGUAUAUAACAAAAAUGCAAAAAAAACUAAGCCAGAGAGGGUUAUUGUUAUUAUAUACAUCAGGAAAAAGUCUUGACGAUAGUGUCUCUGAUUCUUCACUUGGGGAUAUCAAACUCGUGUCUUUAUCAUUUUUUUCAAUGAUUGUGUUUUGCACUUUAACGUUGUCAAAGUUUCGAAACUCAAUAGUUGGACAUUUUUGGAUUGGAAAUUUUGGCGUGUUUACUCUUAUAUUAGGAAUUGGAGCAGCGUUUGGAUUAGUUAUGCUCAUUGGAUUUCCUUAUGUUGCAUUUGUUGGAGUAUUACCCUUUUUGAUUAUUGGAGUUGGAAUUGACAAUAUAUUCAUAAUAUUGGAUUGCUUAGAUCGCCAAGAUCCAAGCCUAAGAGGCUCUCAGCGAGUCUCUAAAACAAUGGGACAAAUAGGAGCGUCUAUAACAAUGACUACGCUCACCGAUCUUGUUGCAUUUGGUAUCUCCAUGGUAACGGAGUUUCCUGCCAUUAAAUACUUUUGCAUGUACGCAGCAUUUAGCAUUACAAUCUGUUUUAUAUUGGUAACCACUUUAUUUUUGGCUGUAUUAACUUAUGAAGUUCAAAGGAUUGAAAACGGUCGUCAGGAUUUCUUAAUUUGUCGUGUAAAAAAAAAUAUUUCAAGAAAUGAGAGUCAGCAGUCCAUUUCAACAAAGUUAAUGGAAAAGAUUGCAAUAAACCUUAUGAAAACAUCUGUUAAAUGGAUUGUAUUUGCUAUUUCAAUUUUGUUAGCCGGGGUUGGUGUAUACGGAUCAUUAAAUAUUGAUCAAAGUUUUGAUAUUCUUGAUCUGGGUUUAAAAGGAUCUCCAUUUGUGGAAUUUUAUAGCUUCAGAAAUAAAGCAUAUCCUAAUGGAUUUGAAAUUAGCGUUAUAUUAGACACACCUGUUAAUUACUCUGAUCAAAAAAUUCAACAGAGUUUUUUAAAUGUUGGACGUAUUUCCAGAAAUAACAAAUAUUUACUCAGUAAAACAAUUAACUGGAUGCACAACUUUUUAAAAUGGUCUAAAGAACUUAAUUAUACUGUUCAUGGAGCAACGUUUUAUUCAUAUUUACAUCUAUUUCUUUUGCAACAUCAAGAGUUUUAUAGAGAUUUACAAUUUAAUACAAAUGGUACAAUUAAAGCAAGUAGAAUGUGGGUAUAUAGUAAUGACAACCCAAAUUCUGUUUUUAGAAAAGAAAUGAUGUUAUUUAUAAGAGAUGAACUUAAAAAAGCUACUAAUUUACCUUUUUAUUCUGCGCAUGUUAUGUUUAUAUACAUCGAACAAUUUGUAAUUGUUUUGCGAGACACCGUUCGGAAUUUGGCAAUAUGCUCUCUAUCCAUUGUUUUUAUUACGUUGCCUUACUUAAAGCAACCUCUUGUUACUUUUUUGGUUUUUUGGAGCUUUAUAUGCCUUGUAUUCGAGCUUUUAGGUUUGAUGUAUGUUUGGGAUGUUUCACUUAAUUCGAUAUCAAUGAUUAUUAUUGUCAUGGCAAUUGGAUUUGCUGUAGAUUAUUCAGCACACGUGGCUCACUCAUUUAUUAUAUCAAAAUGUAACACCCCUGAAACGCGAGUAAUAGAUGCAUUAAAAACAAUGGGAACAAGUGUUUUUAUGGGAGGGGCUAGCACGUUUGUAGGUGUAAUGGCUACAGCGUUUGCAUCUAGUGAAAUUUUUAAAAUAUUUUUCAAAAUGGUGUUUGGGAUUGUAUCGCUAGGUUUAUUACAUGGAUUAAUUUUUUUACCCGUUUUGCUAUCAAUUUUCUGCCGUAAUACCGAAGUUUGUGAAACAAUAUACAACCAACGAGUGGAGGAACAACAUUUUAUUCAGGAACAACAAGUGUUUAGUACAGUUAGCAAUUCUACAAAUAUAAAAAGCUUAGAUGAAAUUGAUAAAAAACAAAACGAAUAAACUUUUAAUUUGAAGCAUAAAAUUGAUAUUUCAAAAUACAUGUUAAGAUAUCUAUUGUCUUUAGUGUGUGUGUGUGUGUGUGCGUGUGUGUGUGUGUUAAGAUGCUUUAAGAAGUAAAAAACUUUAAUACAUAAUUAUAUCACGCAUAACAUAACAAUGGAUAAAUAUGUAGCGUUACAUAAUGACGGGAUUGUGAAAAACUAAAAACCAUCUCUUGACUAUUUUUCCUUGAAUUAUUUUUAUUGUAAACAAACAAUGUAACAACCCUAAUAAAUAUUGGUCUAAAUUGAGAAAAAUUUGUUUUGUUA
Molecule: messenger RNA, 3191 nt
Organism: Hydra vulgaris (swiftwater hydra)
Lineage: Eukaryota; Metazoa; Cnidaria; Hydrozoa; Anthoathecata; Hydridae
Source: RefSeq, a predicted model, not a curated record